Messenger RNA from Scophthalmus maximus (turbot), 931 nucleotides. RefSeq lists its product as uncharacterized. Lineage: Eukaryota; Metazoa; Chordata; Actinopteri; Pleuronectiformes; Scophthalmidae. The transcript is spliced from 5 exons. The coding region runs from base 126 to 863 and encodes 245 amino acids. The record is from RefSeq and is a predicted model, not a curated record.
UAUAAAAGCAGCUCUCAGCUCAGAGUUCCACUACUGACGGGUUCCUGUAGCUCACAGCAGACUCUUGGGGACCGGUCACUAAUCAGCUUGUAACUCUGUCCUGAAUUGACCUGAUCAGCAGCAGAAUGAGGGUGCUGUGGCUUUCAUUUCUUCUCAUUGGACACCUUGUCUGUGGACAUUUGAGAAGGGGCUCUGGCUCAAAUGAUGCUGACCGACGAUCCAGGGGGCAGCCAUAUUCUGGGCGCAGGUUCCGUGGAGUUGGGGCAAAUUCUGGCAGACGCUCCUCUUAUCCAAGUCUCUCCAAAACUGUUCCUGCUCCUCAAAAUGCCUUUUCCAGCCCUGACAGUUACUACGGCAGUCAAGAUUUCUACAGCACCCCCACCAACAUGGCUGAGAAUCAAGAUUUCAACAAGGGCUACGCUGGUUUCAUGGAGCAAGUCUACAGUGGCCCUCAGGACAGUGAAUAUGCAGCCGCUUAUGCAGCCUCUGGUUUUGACAGCAGUGCUCCACAUGGUAGCUCAGCUAGUGGAUUUGAAGGGAGCAUGCCUGAUGCAACCCCUCUAUAUGAGGGCUCUGACUCUGCCACUUUCUACUACCCUGCCGGGUCUGGGAGCGCUAGGGAACCAGAGAUCCCUGAGGAACCUGAGCCAGUCUUCAGUGACGUGUCUGAUCUGGAGCCGGUCUUUGCCUUCCGCUCUCGCUCAAGCUACCAGCGGGGAAGGAAGGUUUUUGCUCAAACCCGCUACAUCCCAGGAGAGCCUGCUCCUCCUCCUCCUCCUCCUCUUAUGCCUGUAUCCAGACGCAUGGAAGCAGCGUCUGAGCAAACCCGUCCCGCUGAUGCUCCGACCAAAGGUGGCUCCUGAGAGUCUUCUGGUGUCUUCAUUGCUGCUGCUAACAAUAGAUUAUCCAAUGCAAAUAAAACUUAAAACUA